Rattus norvegicus (Norway rat) is the source of this 2876-nucleotide messenger RNA. NCBI's taxonomy places the organism in Eukaryota, Metazoa, Chordata, Mammalia, Rodentia, Muridae. The record is from RefSeq and is a predicted model, not a curated record.
UUUUUUUUUUUUUUUUUGGUUCUUUUUUUCGGAGCUGGGGACCGAACCCAGGGCCUUGCGCUUCCUAGGUAAGCGCUCUACCACUGUGCUAAAUCCCCAGCCCCCCAUUAGAUCUCUUUAUGGGUCUCCCUCCUCCUCUCCCCAGACCUCCCUUCCCCUCCCUUCCUCUCCUCUUCUUUCCCUUUGGAUUUUGAGAAUCUCCCUGUGUAGUCCGAGAUUACAUAGUCCUGGGAAACCUUGAACUUGCAACCCUCCAGCUUCAGCCUCAGCCUCCGGAGUGCUGGGAUCACAGGCGUGUGCCACUGUCCUCCACUUAGAUACCCUGCCUGUUUCUAAGUAAAAGUAUAGAUUCAUCGAAAGUGUGAGCGCCUGCCACAGAUUAAAAACAGGCUCAAGCCAACACGGGGCUCAAGAGUGGACGAUCCACUUUUAUUUUUGGCUUCCCCUGAGCUAACUGAGGGAUAUGUGUGCCACACACUUAAUUUCAAAGGCAUUUUUUUUCUCUCUCAGAGAAUGCUCUGACCUUUUGAUCGUAUUAGCAACAGAUUCCCUGGCCUAUAGCCUCAGCUUUCUCUCUAAAACACUAUCCUGAUGGCCAGCCAGGCUUUUGUUUUAAAAUCAGUUCCAACCAUCAAGUCCCAGGCGUGUUGAUUUGCUUUAUUGGUCUUUAGUGGUCUUGCUAUGUUGCCCAGGCUGGUCUCUAGCUCCUGGGCUCAAGCAAUCCUCCUGCAUCAGCCUCCCACAUAUCUGGGACUACAAGCUCACACUAUCAUGCUAAGCUUUGAUAAAGCAGAAUCACUAUUAUGUAUCAUAAAGCAGAUAUAAGAUAUUUUACAUCCUGCAUCUAUUCUCCUCUCCUCCCGUGUGUGUGUGUGUGUGUGUGUGUGUGUGUGUGUGUGUGCGCACGCGCUCGAGUGCGUGGAAGUCAUAGGAAAAGCUGUGGAAGUCGGUCUCUCCAUCAUGUGAGUUCUAAGGGUAAGGACUGAAUUCAGUUUCGCAGUCUGGUGUCCAGCACCUUUACCUGCUGAGCUAUCAAUGUUUGGCAUUUGAGCUUUCAAAUACAUCAUUUGACCCGGAUGUGGUUGGUGCUACACACCUGUAACCUCAGCACUCAGGAGGUGGUAGAGACUGGAGGGUCUGGAGUUCAAGGUCACACCCUGCUGUAUGGGUGUUUGAGACCACUCUGAGUUAGACACAUUGUCAAAAACAAACAAACAAACAAACAAACAAACAGGAAGCCACGUGCUUCUAGUGAAGGCUUUCAGUAGGGGUUACUAGGACCACCAAUCAGUGAGACAACACUUGAAAGAUUGAAAUCAAAUCUGACAUACUAUAGUUAAUCUCCUUUAAUAGAGGUCAGUGUGUCAACCUGAGGUCCCUACUCCAUGACAGUGUGAGCCUAGGGCCAAGUCAGAAGAGGCUGGGAAGCUGCAUUCUCUCAAACUUUGAGAACACAGCGUUGGUGCCAAUUGAUGACACAUCUGUUUCCUAGGAAGAAACAAAGCCGCAGCACGACUGUGCAGUUGGUAUGCAUGGUGAUUUGCAAAUCUGGACCACUUCCUGUUCCGAAACCAGUUGUGAAAUUUGUUUGGGCAAGUUGCCCAACCAGGGAGUCAAGGGAAGUUGCCAACUUGAUUUCUGGCCGAAGGAAGUUCUUUGCAGGUCUCUUGGGUUCACUCAGCUGAAUAGCUCAGGAAUAUGGCACCUAAAGAAAGGGCUGAGCACAAGGACAAAUGGGCAACAGCCAAACAUCAUCAGUGGUGAGCAGAGAUCUCCUGUAACCCUAGGAUAGCCUAAUCUCCACUACGUAGCUGAGGCUAGCUUUAAACUCCUGAGCUACCUGCCUCCAUCUACCAAAUGCUGGGAUCACCUGUGUGCCACCAUAUCUGGCUUUGAUGGAUUCCUCUUGUAUAGGAUCAACUAAGUUACAAUUUGAUAAAAUACCCAGGUGAGACGUUAAGCAACCUCCCAGAGCCACACAAACAGAAUUCAAACACUGGAUCUCGACCUGGGUGAUCUGACCUCAGAAUGGUGCCUUGUCUCCGUACUGUGCAGUCUCACACCAAGUGGAAGAAAAUGAGAAGCUACCAAAGGCUUUUUCAACAGCCGCAGCCAUGAGCAAAGUUUCACGCGACACCCUCUACGAGGCGGUGCGGGAAGUCCUGCACGGGAACCAGCGUAAGCGCCGCAAGUUUCUGGAGACGGUGGAGCUGCAGAUCAGCCUGAAGAACUACGACCCUCAGAAGGACAAACGCUUCUCGGGCACCGUCAAGCUUAAGUCCACCCCUCGCCCCAAGUUCUCCGUGUGCGUCCUGGGGGACCAGCAGCACUGUGAUGAAGUCAAGGCCGUGGAUAUCCCCCACAUGGACAUCGAGGCGCUCAAGAAGCUUAACAAGAACAAGAAGUUGGUCAAAAUGCUGGCCAAGAAGUAUGAUUAUGAUGCCUUUUUGGUCUCUGAGUCUCUGAUCAAGCAAAUCCCACGUAUCCUGAGCCCAGGCCUAAACAAGGCAGGCAAGUUCCCCUCCCUGCUGACACACAAUGAAAACAUGGUGGCCAAAGUGGAUGAGGUGAAAUCCACAAUCAAGUUCCAGAUGAAGAAGGUACUGUGUCUGGCCGUUGCCGUCGGCCACGUGAAGAUGACCGAUGACGAGCUAGUCUACAACAUCCACCUGGCUGUCAACUUCUUAGUGUCCUUACUCAAGAAAAACUGGCAGAACGUCCGGGCUCUGUACAUCAAGAGCACCAUGGGCAAGCCCCAGCGUCUGUAUUAGGAUGCUCCAAUAAACCUUGGUGCUGCCCCCCCCCCCCCCCAAAUUAAAGCUCAAUCUAAGGCCAGCAUGUUGCAAUGCCUCUAAUCCUAGCACUCAGGAGGUAGA